CCCUCUGUCCAUUUGCUUCCCGCCGUAUCGUCACUUCCACUCUCCCGACCAUAGACGGUGGAUCGUGGAUACUGUUGUAUGUACCGAGUACCCUACGGAGCAUUGAUGCCACGAAUCCGUUCUUUGUUUUUUUUCCUGCGCGGUCAUGCCAUUCGCUUUCUCGCAUAUUUUUGUGGGUGUCUGGCUUCCUCACCACAAACACUCGGCUACCGACAUUUCGGUCUUCUGCCGGCCUGAAGUGCAAUCAAUCGUAUCAUCUGCCACGCCUGGCAUAAGUUGGUUGGUUUGGUGAUCUGUUGUUGGCUCUCUUACUCUUUCCUCUCCUCGCGGGGACCUUGUUUUGGCGAUCUACAACGGAACCCAGGUCACACGCUUCAGCCCCCCAUGGAAGUGGCCAACACCUCCAUACUUGAUGACACAGCCCUCUUGAUUCAAUAGCAGGACCGACCAUUCCGCCUGCCUGUCAUCACCGUCGUUUGCUUUUGACAGAAUUUCACUCACCUAGACUGCAGCUAGCAUUCAUAUUUCCUCGAGUUCUCACCUACCUAUACCCCUUGGUGGUCAAAUGGCCACGACCUCACCAUCGACAUGGCCGUCCUCCUCUCCGUCGUCCCUACACACACUCCACUCUUCUGGUCAUGUGUCGGCUUGUACGCGGACGCGGUCAAGCUGCUCUCUCCGAGCAGGAGGCUGCAGAAACUCGCCGAAGAGAUAGCCAGAUACAGCCGAAGACCUCCAGAGACACACGAACAAGCCCUGUUAAGACGCAUGCACCAAGCCGAAAGUUUGGCCGAGUAUGAGAACUGCACAAUCGACUUGGACAAUCUGCAAGGGCACGAGGCAUGGAAGAAGGAGAAGGAGUCCGUUGAGCCUGGGUACAAUCCCGACGUGAUCGAGAGCCAAGUCAUCCGCCUCAAGAAUGCCGUGGCCGAUAAGGACCUGAAUGCCAUGCAACACCUCCUUAGAACGGGGCUCAGCCGUGACCUGGGUGGCAUGAACAUGUUACGACUCUACAAACAUUCGUGGUUUGGCACCAAAUCCCUGAUAGACGACUACAUCAACACCGUUUUAGAAACCAUCGAGACCUUUACCGAAACCAGCAUCCACAGCAAUAUCUCUACCGCAGAAAUUCGACAUCACCAGCAAUCGUUAGAAGACGCGUUAAAGUUCUUUGGGCGUUCAGCACUGACUCUGUCUGGUGGAGCACUUCUAGGAAUGAAGCAUAUCGGCGUUGUCAAGACGCUCUGGGAAGCAGAGUUACUCCCCGAGAUCAUCUCGGGGGCCUCAGCAGGAAGCAUUGUGGCCGGCAUCGUGGGCAGCAGCAAUGACGAGCGCAUGGCGGAAGUGCUUGACCACUUUCCGUUUUCCGACCUCGCCGUCUUUGAUCCACCGGGAACUGGCAGGGCGGGAUGGCUCGUACAGCGGGUUCGCACUUUUCUGCGAACUGGGGCUUUCUUUGAAAUGGACAACUUGAAGCGAGUUAUGAAGUCAUGGCUGGGUGACAUUACCUUUCGAGAAGCACGCUAUAAGACCGGACGGAUUCUCAACAUCUGCGUGUCCAGCGCAGGCACCGCGGAGCCACGACUCCUCAACUUCGUGACCGCUCCCGACGUGUUCAUCUGGUCCGCUGUCUGCGCAUCCUGUGCUGUGCCCAACGUCUUCCCACCUGCCAACAUCUACGAGAAAGACCCCAUCACCAAGGAGGAAAAGCUGUGGAUGCAAAAUGCCCAGCAAACGUUUGUGGAUGGGUCCCUUGACCACGACAUUCCCAUGAGGAAACUUUCUGAGAUGUUCAACGUCAAUUUCUUCAUUGUCUCACAGGUCAAUCCACAUGUUCGGGUCUUUCUGGAUCAAGAGGAGGUCUUUCGCGGGAAACAACCCACCGCUCCCGUGCCUGUCCGGAAUCCUCUUCAAGCAGCCAAGGAGUUGCUCAGGGAGGAAAUCAUCCAUCGCGCUCAACAACUCUCGGAUCUUGGUUUCCCUCAGGGAUUUUACAGAUGGGCUUCCCUCUUCAACCAACAAUACACUGGCGACAUCAAUGUUUUGCCAGACAUCAAGCCAAGCGAGUACCUCCAUAUGAUGAUGAAUCCCACACCGGAAUUCAUGGUAGAAGCUACAGUGGCUGGAGAACGGUCCACAUGGCCCCGUAUGUGCCGCAUCAAGAACUGUGUUGCUAUCGAGCUGUCUCUGAUCCAGGCCAUCCACACGCUGCGAGACAGAGUAAACUUUGGGCCCGAGGCUAGGGCCGCUCGCGAGCACAAAAGAUCCAACAGCAAGGGCCGGCCAGGUCGUGGCCGCUCAGCGCGCCCCUCAUUCUUGAGGAGGCGUAGCCUUAGCAUCGAGUCCCCGGUGAACAGCGACAAUGCAUUGAUACCGCCGCAGCCAUUGAAAGUCCGUCGUAAUGUCAGCCUGGGAAACAUCUCGGUGAGGCCUAAUUUCUCAAUCACGACACCGCGAACGACGCCCUAUUUAUCACCUCAGGUUGGCGUCGAUCAGGAUCUUUUUGGUGAAGGCUUGGCCAUGACACGCACAAACUCCAACUCCCUUGAUGGGUCCGGAACAGAUGGUCAUAUUGUGGAACUGUCAAACAUUAGCAAGCGAAGAGCCCCCUUUUAGAGAGGCAACACGCGGAGGCAUGACUGGAUGGUGGGUGGAGGACUGCCAAUGGAGUCAAUCAGCGAUGCCUUUUUCGAUCUUGAUACCCCUUUUUGUUGUAUGCCUUGAGACUUGUAGCAUUAGAGAGAAAGCAUAGCAUAGGAAAUCAAACCGUGUGAAACCCCAGAUCCAAAGCAGAAUUGAGGUGUGUAACAAUUGUGCAGAAGGAAGUGAUGGGUGGUUGUCAUUACUGGGAGU
Molecule: messenger RNA, 2853 nt
Organism: Cladophialophora immunda
Lineage: Eukaryota; Fungi; Ascomycota; Eurotiomycetes; Chaetothyriales; Herpotrichiellaceae
Exons: 1
Coding region: 589-2616 (675 amino acids)
Biological process (GO): lipid metabolic process
Molecular function (GO): triacylglycerol lipase activity
Source: RefSeq, a predicted model, not a curated record